AUGGCAACGGAAGCCCCUCAACUCAAAUACAUCGAUAUUGGCAUCAACUUCACUGACCCGAUCUACCGAGGAGAAUAUCACGGCACCAAAAGGCACGAAGAUGACUUUGAAGACGUGAUCCAACGCGCCGUGGACGCCGGCUGCAAGAAAUUCAUGGUAACAGGUUCCGACCUCGAGGAAUCCAAACACGCCGUCGAGAUCGCCAAAGCGCACCCAGGACAAUGCUACGCAACCGUCGGUGUACAUCCCUGCUCAGCAAAACACUUCGAUACGCAUCCUGGAGGUCCAUCGGAACUGCUAUCUGCGUUGAAGAGUCUGGCGCUUGAGGCUAAAGAAGCGGGUCAUGCGGUGGCGUUUGGCGAGAUAGGCCUUGAUUAUGAUCGACUGUUCUUGACGGCGAAGGAGCCGCAGUUGAAGUACUUUGAGGCACAGUUGGACAUCGCGAUUGAUGUACAGCUACCGCUGUUUCUACAUUCGCGAGCUGCGAGCGAGGACUUUGAAAAGAUUCUCACGGCGAAGUUGGAGCAGUUGCCGAAACGGGGGCUGGUGCAUAGUUUUACUGGAACGGCAGAGGAGAUGAAACGGCUUGUUGAUUUGGGGUUUGAUAUUGGGGUUAACGGGUGUAGCAUGAAGACCGAUGAGAACAUCGAAGUCGUCAAGCAAAUACCACUUGAGCGUCUGCAAAUCGAGACGGACGGCCCGUGGUGCGAGAUGCGACCUAGUCAUGCAUCAGCCAAGUAUCUGCAAGACGCACCGCCGCUACCCAAGGCGGUCAAGAAGGAGAAGUUCGCCAAGGGUAUGAUGGUCAAGGGUCGGAAUGAGCCAGCUACGAUACCACAUGUGGCACAUGCGAUUGCAAAGAUCAAGGAGAUCACCGUAGAGGAGGUUUGCGACGCAGCAUGGAGGAACUCGAUCAAAAUGUUUGGACUCGGUGAGACAGCGUAA
Alternaria incomplexa is the source of this 945-nucleotide messenger RNA. RefSeq lists its product as uncharacterized. Bases 1 to 945 code for a protein of 314 amino acids. Gene Ontology annotation, cellular component: cytosol. Lineage: Eukaryota; Fungi; Ascomycota; Dothideomycetes; Pleosporales; Pleosporaceae. Gene Ontology annotation, molecular function: 3'-5'-DNA exonuclease activity. The record is from RefSeq and is a predicted model, not a curated record. The transcript has 4 exons.